Larimichthys crocea (large yellow croaker) is the source of this 4265-nucleotide messenger RNA. Its product is annotated as BTB/POZ domain-containing protein 18. The transcript is spliced from 6 exons. Gene Ontology annotation, molecular function: protein binding. The record is from RefSeq and is a predicted model, not a curated record. Lineage: Eukaryota; Metazoa; Chordata; Actinopteri; Sciaenidae. Gene Ontology annotation, biological process: positive regulation of transcription elongation by RNA polymerase II. The coding region runs from base 535 to 3594 and encodes 1019 amino acids.
UGAAAACACUCAAAUAUAGGUACAUCAAAACUUUAAUUUUUAAAGUGCAGGACUUGAGUAAUGUACUUACAUCCCACCACUGUAGGCUGUAGUCAUUUUUUUUAUAUUAGUUUUGGUCCGAUAACUAUCUUUUAUUCUAUAAAUACAGUCACUAACCACCGAAAAUGCUCAUCCUAUGAGGAGUUUAAUCUUUGGCAGCGACAGGGUAAGGUAUAGGACGUGACUCAUCUUGUGUUUGACGCUCCUUCUAUCAUCUUUGAUUAUCUGUAACGGCUGCGUGGUGACGCAGCGCGCCCCCUGGCGGCGGAGGGACACACUGCACUGUAACCGUCCGUUACCUGUGCUGCUGACCACGUUGACCCGUGGAUGACCCCACUAUAAAAAAAACACAGAAAAAAACAACUAAAAACAAACAAACAAAAAAACACUUUAAAGACUUUAAAACGUACAUGCUUUUAAAAGAGAACCAGCUGUGUUCUUUAACGUGAGGACGGAUUUAUAGAGAGUUUAACGACUUCAAACGUGGAUGGCGAGAUGUGGUGCUACAAGAUACCGGGGUUUGAAGCCCUCCUCCUCACGGAGCUGCAGAGACAGCAACAAUGCAGGCAGUUUUGUGACGUUCUGCUCAAGACAGAAGGUGUGUCAGUGCCGGUACACAGCUGUAUCCUCUCAGCCAUCAGCCCGCACAUCUCCGCUGCUGUGUCAUCUACGCCGCCGCCCCCUGCAGGACAGAGCCGUCUCUUAGACUUACAGUCUCUAGAUGCCUGCUCGCUGCUUCACAUGGUCAGACUGAUGUACUCCGGAGAAAUGGUAGGGGAGCGGGAGGAGGAGAAACAAGAGGCUAUUUCUGCCGCAGCCAGGCUGGGCAUCCACGGGCUGGUGCAGGUCACAAGAAGAGUUUGUAAAUGCAGACACGAGGAAGGAGAAGGCCGGCGUGCAGAGGUCGGAGUGCAGACAGAGCCAGAGGAGAAUGAAGGUGGCAGGUGGAGGAGAGAAAUGAGGGACGGAUGCACCUUUCUGUGGAAAGAGACACUGUCAGGUGGUGGAAGAGAGACAUGGACUCAGACAGAGGAGCAGGCUGGUUCUCACCCAGCAGCCUCCUUUGAGACCAUUGACCUGGCUGCUCUACAGGGUUUAAGACAGACAGACACUGGUCUUCCUCCCUCUCAAAUUCCCUAUGUCCCCAUGUCCCUUGUCUACCCACAAGAUGAAAACCAAGCACACCAGUCUUCCUCUGCUACUGUGGACACUAUGCAAGAAUCUACAGCAGCUGUUGUGGCACCACCGUACACCUCCCUGCGUCCUUUCUCCAGCCAAGAGACCCCGUGUGCUGCUGACCCUCAGAGCUGGUGUUCUGCUCCUCAAAGAACAGGCGGAAAUGUCCCAGCAGCUGAAGAAUGGACGGACGAGCAGUUCUUACAGUUCCAAGGCAACAUCCCAGGAUACAUCAACUACUUCCUGAACCCAGAGAAAGAGGAGAGCCCUCCAAGGGGGCGAGCAAGGAGGAGGCGGGGAGCAAGAGUGGGAGGUGCCAGGAGAGCCGGGACCGGGGAGAGAAAAGCCAGGAGGCCGCGAGCAAGCAGAGGAGGGAGGGGGAGAGGGGGGUUAAUGCAGACGGUAGAUGUGCAGGAGGUGAAAGAGGGCAAGCUGCAGAAGUUGUUCUUGCACAGGUGGGGCAUGAGGGCGUCCAGGAUGGGUCAGGGUGGAGGAGCUGCAGGCAAGAAACUAUACCUGAAGACCAGAGAGCUCCUGAAACCGGUCAAGAAGAGGAUCAGACGCGGCAAAGGGUUAGACUUCAGCCCGGGCGAAGACGUGCCGCUGCACAGUGAGGAAGGAGCAGGUAACACGCAACAUGGACCAAAGAGUGCGACGCAGCAGUUUAACCAGCGACUCUACAACAAUACCUUAUCGGCCUCCAGCCCCUCCCUCCAGCCGUCCUCACCCCGUCUACUGUCCCCAGCACCGUCUUUCCUCCACACCACCCCCAUCCCUCCCCCGGCCCCUCCACCUCAUGAGGAACACUUUGAUCGUCUACUAGAGGAGGUGAUGAUGGGCCUGGACAUUUUGCCAAACAACAACAGUGCUUCACAUUCUCAGCCUCCUCUCUUAGCCAGGAGCAGUACUAACACCUCCUCUGGCAGUACAUUGACCAGAAACAAACAACAAGGCCGUGCUGCGGACCUCCUGGAAGCAGGGCCAGGUUUUCAUAGGUCCACACAAGUUGAAGUUAUAGCAGGCGGCUCUAACUGUGCAGACAGUGAGGGGCCCAUCCUGCAGCAACAGAGGGAGGGAGAGCUCAAUGAGAUGCUGGAGAACCUCCUCCUGUCCUUCGAGCAACACACUGACAGCUGUGCUGCCACAGAAGAGAUGGAGAUGGGUGGUCAGAGCUGCACAGAGGCGAUGAACGAUGAAGCGGAAUCACGCACGGCUCGAGCUCACAGUGCCGUUACUGUGGGAACACCGGAAACGGUCAAAAAAGCAGCCAAGCAACGAAAAAGAAAAAGAAAAAACGAAUAUCCGUUCUCAUUUGAGAAAAAGAGGGUGAGGAAGCCAGCGUUGUCAAGUGACGCGAAGACCAAAAUGGUCCAUGACCAACAAGACAAGCAGCUACAGCAGAUGCCGGUGGUGAAACUAGAGAGGAGCGGCCCGCUGCCAGUCCGAGUUACACUGAAGGGACACGGCAGUCAUUAUCUGGAAGUCAAGAGUGCAGUGUUCAGUUCUUCAUCAGUGAGAUGCCAACAUAACAAGAAUAAGCAAGUCUUUAGCGGUUUGAAGAUGUAUCCAAUCAGGAGCAGGUUUAGAGAAGCACACAUGGACAGUGCUCCCUUUCUUGAGGAGCCACUUGGACACAAAAAGCCACUUUCAACCCUCCAGCCAGGUCACAUGCCCAAAGAUAAUGUCAGUCUGUGUAACGGUGAAAAUCCAACAUCACCGAUUCAGCCGCAGCCUGCGGAUGAACAACACGAGAGACAUGAAGAAGAAUGGACUCUUCCGCCACAACUAGAGGCGGAGGAACCUGAUAGGAGGGGAGCAGAGUCAGAGGAGGAGAUAAGCGAUGAUGCCCCCGCGGCCAAGAGGGUUUGUUUUCAGCAGAUGCCACAGCUGACACCUGAAACGUGCACACGCAGCCGUGAAUCUGCAGACUUUGAACCAGCAGCUGUAGAGGUAGAGGAUGUCAUCGAUGAGAUGACUGUUUCUCUGACUAGAGUAGAAGAUUGUUUGCAAAAAGGGGAACGAGAAGCAAAAACAGCGCAGAGUGAAAUCAGAUGUUCGGCGGAUGAAGAGGUGGAGAGCAGCGGCGAUGAGAUCAUUGAUGUGGAUGGAGACGUGGAAGAGCCAGAAAAGGAUUGCUGCCAGAGCACGACAGCACAGAGAGAGAAGCCUUCACAUUCAGAGGUCAGCCUGAGGUCAGCAGGAAGCUGCGAAGAGGACAAAGACAAUGACAUCGAUGUGAUUGGAGGAUCCAGUCCCCUGCCUGAUCCGGUGACCAUCGACUGGACAGAUUCUUCAGAAGGUGAGAAAGAGGAAGGAGACGAGGAUGUUGACGUUGUCGGGGAAAAACAAACUACGCCUCAUCAGCAGUGUUUUCUAUGAUGAGUAAAAGUGAGCCUGUUAACAGAAAAUAUCAGACUGAGGUGCUCUUAUGUUAGCGUCCAGUACUAACAAAGUUAUACUUUUUUCUGUUUGAGAAAAGAUUCCUGAAUUAGUUUCAUUUUUCUUGUGAGAUACAAAGCAGGUAGAGAAAGUUAAAGUGAAGUGAUUACUGAAACGGUGUGCAUCAUGAUGCAUAAAGACACUCGAGUGAGUUUAAUCAAAACAACAGGAGUUCCAGUUUGAGCUCUUAAAGUUGAGUAUAGAGACAACAUGACUAAAAUAGUUCAUUUGUACUUUAUAGAUAUUAAGACAUUGGUUUUAUGUAAAGAGUUGCCAGUUUGUUACUGCUAAGUUCAGUAGUUUGUGAUUUUUACGCAGAUAUGUUCAGUUAAGUUUGUUUUAACUGUCGAGUAUUGAAAACAGCAUGAACCAAACGGUUAACGAAACUGCAAGAAAAUCAGGUUUCUGUACUAUCAAAGGAAUCAGGAGAGUUUUAUUAGUUUUAAAUACGACAAUGACCGUAUAAGUUGUAAAUAUUAUGCUCAUGUCAGCUUCUGUUCUGUGAAGGUUUGUUAAAUGUUUCAGGAAAACUCUUGUCUUCCUCGUUUUACUGUCACAUUAUGUUUCACAGUGUUCCGCACGGCACUUUUGAGUCUGCAAUAAAAGUUUCC